CCCUCAGGAGGGCCUUCUGACGCUUGCCUUCGCUCGUCAGAAGUCCUAUGGGAUUUCGCGUUCCCAAGGGCAAAAUUCCUGAGCGCCCCACCGGAGCUCUCGGUGUCUGACGGCGGGUCUUAGUUUUGGGGUUGUGACGGGAUCUAGACCAAUUAAACUAAUGAUUGAAUUCAAUUCUAACGCGCAGACUUCUUAAAUACAUCACUAUAACCGGAACUGGCCUGCCAAACUAACGGUUGAAUUAAAAAGUAACGCGCAUACUGUUCAUGUACAUUAACUAUCGCCACCAACAGGUCUGUUAGGAACAAACAAUUGCAGCUCUAACACCGAUAUGAUACUCGUAAUAUUUCCGCGUAGACACGCUGACCAAGUCUAUUAUAUUUCCUAUAACCUUGCCUAUACACUCGCUUGUCCAGAGCAGACGCGCUGGUUAUAGGGCUUCUCUAUACCUUUCCUACGCCAUCAAUUUAAGGCGAAAACAAAAUAGUCUCGUUGAUAUAGAUCAUUAACUCUCUUUGUUAAAAUCGUUUGUACACGAAAUGAAAUAGAUCAUUUUGCUCGAUUUCUAUUUAAAAACUGCAGAAGAAGUACAAGUGAUCAAGCACGAAAGUUGCUCCUGAAUGCAGACGAAUCGACGACACGAGUGUCAGCGCGGCAGAACACAGAUCUUUAUCACGACUUUACAGUACCUAACUAACAGGUUCCGAAAUACUCGCUCUGAACUACACCCGUCAUAGGGAUAGUGUGACAGGGAUUUGUAGUCAGAAGUGAAUAAUAAAUCAUUGGGUCCUCAUUUGGGGGCAAGCUUUCUGUUCGAAGAGGAGCGUUCGUUGUUUUUACCUUUUUUAAGUGAACUAAUACACAGAAUCUUCAUCGCAAUUCACAAGCACGAGAAAUUUAAAAUGUUUCGUUCCAGUUUGCAAACGUUGAAGACGACUAAAUCCAGCCUGCCGUGGCAAUCAUUGUGGAUUAAAACCUCAGCAAACAACAAGCAGGCUCACAAGUCUGAACUAACGCUCCACGACGCCUCAAGCCACCUUCCUCAUGGGGCGCUGCUGUGGCAGUACCUGGUGGGGGGGGUGUCGGUGACGGGCCUCUUAUGGAGCGCCCUUUGGGUGGUGGCAGUGCGCCGCUACCUCGCAGGGGGCUUGUGCACGUCCACGGCUCGCCUCACGGGCCAGACGGUCGUCAUAACGGGCGCCAACGUCGGCAUCGGCAAGGAGACGGCGCGAGACUUGCUCAGGAGAGGGGCUCACGUGAUCUUGGCGUGUCGCAGCUUCUCCAAAGCUGAGGAGGCGCGUCGGUCCCUGCUGGGUGAGGGAGGAAAGGUGGAGGUGCGCCUGCUGGACCUUUCCAGCCUACAGUCCGUCAGGGACUUCGCUGCUGGACUUGUCAAGGAUAACAUCAAAGUCCACAUCCUCAUCAACAACGCAGGGGUGUUUAUGUGUCCGUACAUGGAGACGCAGGAGGGCUUCGAGAUGCAGAUGGGCACAAACCACCUGGGCCACUUCCUGCUCACGAACCUCCUCCUGCCGCAGAUGAAGCAGCACGGCGAGCCCGCCAGGAUCAUCAACGUGUCGUCUACCGCUUGUCUCGGGGGUAAGAUCGACUUGGAUGACUUGUUCCAAAAGAAGAAGCCAUACGACGCCCUGCAGAGCUACAGCAACAGCAAACUCGCAAACGUCCUCUUCACCAGACGCCUCGCGCACCUCCUCAGAGGCACGAAGAUCCAGGUGUUCGCUCUACACCCCGGCAGCGUGGUCAGCUCAGCCACGCGCCACGUGAUGUCUUCGACGUUCUUUAAAGACUACGUCAUUAGUUUGGCGCUCAAGACGACGCUGGAGGGCGCACAGACUACCGUCUACUGUGCUACUGAAGCCCAGCAGCACAGCGAGAUGUACUUCAGCGACUGCGCCGUGGGCUGGGCUCUGGACGCCUCCAAGGACGAGCGACUGGCCGAGGACUUCUGGAAGCUGUCAGCCCAGCUCGUCAAGCUGGACGAGUGACGUGCAGGGAGGAGACGAGGAGCUGGACGAGUGACGUGCAGGGAGGAGACGUGGAGCUGGACGAGUGACGUGCAGGGAGGAGACGUGGAGCUGGACGAGUGACGUGCAGGGAGGAGACGUGGAUCUGGGCGAGUGACGUGCAGGGAGGAGACGAGGAGCUGGACGAGUGACGUGCAGGGAGGAGACGAGGAGCUGGACGGGUGAUUUGCUUCACUCGUCAUCAGUAUAACAUCUGCCAGAUGUGCUAUUGUUUUCUCUUCACCUGCAUGCGGCUCGGUACCUUCUCAUCGUUGUAGCAGUAUAAUCUUUACAUUCUGGCACGUUCUUAAAUAUACAAAUCACACGUUGUUAUUUAAGGAAGCCCUUAUAUUGUGAAGCUUACAAUAGUUAUAACCGCAAAGUAAGAUUUGUUUUAGUGUAAAAGUCGCCUAUAAUUUUCUGCAAGACCCUUUUACACUCUGUGAUGUCAUAUGUUCGGUUGACGAAAAACUUCCUCAAUAUCAUAAAUCUUGCAGUAAACUUGGCGCAAUGUCUGUCAUCACUCAGGUUUGGACAUUACAGAACUAAUGCGUUGUUCGUCAGGGAAAUCAGUAAUGAUAAGAUGGAUAGAAAGUUGUAUUGUUUAAUCUUUUCUACGAUAUGCGCCCUCCGCUUACACCACAUGCUGUACACACCUGUCAGCAACCACCACACUUGGAACACGCUGAUGCUUGCGACCGAGAUUGGAACGAUUGUAACAUUUGAUGAAUGAAUUUUCUAUUAAAUAGUUAUCAUAAAUUUCCUGUUGGAAAUUAUUAUUCUAUGAAUUAAAUGAAGCUUGUUUGUUUCAAGAUUCAGAUAGGAAGCCAAUAAUGAAUUUAACUCGUAACAUUUUUCUUUAUCAUCUUGAAAUGCCAAUUGUAACGACAGAUGUCCGCAACUAAACACAUCUACACAAAAGCAGCUAGAAUUUCGUCCUCGUCUUCGUACUACUGCACUCAGUAGCUAAACAUAAAAUAAUACUCAAGUUAUGCUCAAGUUAUAGAGAAAAAAUGUCCAUGUUAUUCCCGUUCACUCCCCGCAUCAUGAUGGGCAUAUGAUGACGCAAUACAACAUUGUUCUUGUUACGAAACGUAUGACUUGCAUUGUUGAAUUUUAAUGUUAAGAGUUAAAUUUGCCUGUUGUCUAUCAUUUUAAAGCUUUUUAUUCAUUAUUUAGCUGUUUGUUUGUUAAAAGUAACAUUGAACAAUGUCACUUUUCCGAUGAGAACGUCCUCAGCCGAGCGAAUCCUUUGUCUUGAAUCUGCAAGUAUCAGAAAAAUAUCAUUGUCGGCAUGAA
Messenger RNA from Hyalella azteca, 3323 nucleotides. Its product is annotated as retinol dehydrogenase 12-like. The transcript is spliced from 8 exons. The coding region runs from base 903 to 2006 and encodes 367 amino acids. The record is from RefSeq and is a predicted model, not a curated record. Lineage: Eukaryota; Metazoa; Arthropoda; Malacostraca; Amphipoda; Hyalellidae.